AUGAAACUUAUACUUCUUACGAAAAUGGCAGAACAACUGGUACAAAAAACUUAGCUUGAUUCACACACACAGUAGAGUAUUGAUUGUAUAAUUAACAGCGAAUAAAUUAAAGGUGGAAGAAGAAGCUAAGAAUAAUCAUUCUUCAUUGCUUUAAUCAUCCAAAGCCAGCUAGCUUAGCUUCCUGCUGUCUUACUGAGCUGCUUUAUAUAAUUAAUUUGCUUCUGUACGUCUUGGCUAUAUAUAAAAUAUGGAGACAGCGGCUGAACCAGCAGUAGCGGUAGAGAAACCGGCGGUUCCUCCUCCUCCAGCCGCCGCUCUGAAGCCAGAAGAACCACCUCUUGCUUCCGCCGCCGCUCAUAACAUGGAGCCAGCCACAGAGGUUGUCCCGCCGGUCCUCCCGGAAAAGCCCGUUGCCGUCGCUCACAAGAAUCUUGAUCAUCCUCCGUUGAGUACAGGCCCGAAGCCAUCCCUGGACAGAGAUAUUGCUCUUGCAAAGAUCGAGAAUGAGAAGAGAGAUUCCUUUAUUAAGGCAUGGGAAGAGAGUGAAAAGAGCAAAGUAGAGAACAAGGCCCAAAAGCAGCUUGCUGAAGUGCUGUCCUGGGAAAACACCAAAAAAGCAAGUUAUGAAGCAAAAUUGAAAAAGAUCGAGGAAGAGCUGGAGAAGAAGAAAGCAGAAUACGCGGAGAAGAUGAAGAACAAAGCAGCUUUGGUUCAUAAGGAAGCAGAAGAGAAGAGAAGUGUGGCUGUUUCCAAACGGAACCAAGAGAUCUUAAAAAUUGAAGAGGCGGCUGCAAAGCUCCGGGCAAGCGGGCAGGUCCCUAAGAAGGCCUUGCUUGGCUGCCUAGGCUGACCCGAAUCGGCUGCUGCUUCAAAUUUAUUUUAAAUAUUAGUUUAUUUGCUGUGAAUUUGCAUGUUUCUUGUUUGUAUGUAUGUAUGUUGAUGCAUGUGUGUUUUAUUCUACAUGUGAUGUGUCAUUUCCCGGUUUCGUUCUUUGUAUACACAAAUGCUUUUGCCUUGAUUAUUUGAUAUAAAAGAUUUACCAAAUAUUACAAACUUUAGAGAUGUGUAUAUAUGUUGAAUGUCUCGAACCAUUCGGGGUAUGAGAUUAAGCUUAUGGAAACGGUUAUAGAGUACUCGAUUU
This is a messenger RNA of Cuscuta epithymum, 1141 nucleotides long. Lineage: Eukaryota; Viridiplantae; Streptophyta; Magnoliopsida; Solanales; Convolvulaceae. The record is from the annotation of a GenBank genome assembly.